Molecule: messenger RNA, 1405 nt
Organism: Colossoma macropomum (tambaqui)
Lineage: Eukaryota; Metazoa; Chordata; Actinopteri; Characiformes; Serrasalmidae
Product: CD209 antigen-like protein E
Exons: 5
Coding region: 45-809 (254 amino acids)
Source: RefSeq, a predicted model, not a curated record
AACACAGCAGCUCAGUGUUUUACUGAGUACUGUAUAGAUUAGAGAUGUCUCAGAGUGAUUAUGAUGAUCUGAUCUGCUUUGAGAAGCUGAACAGAGCAGAUCAAGACGAGAUGGUGGUGGUUGUGUAUGAAUGUGUAGAUCCUGUUAGAGGCUGUGACCCCAACUCAGAGAUGGACGAUACCAAUGCAAAGAGAAUCCUACAGACAGAGAGCAACACAUUAGGAAGCAGAAACCACAGACUGGCUGCAGUGCGUCUGGGGCUGCUGUGUGUUCUCCUGCUGACUGCCAUCACAUUGCCAUGGUUCAUGUUCACUGCAGAGAGAGACAACUUACAGACCAGUUACACCAAAAUGACUACAGACAGAGACCAGUUACAGAAAGAGAGAGAUGGAUUGGAGAGGAAGCUUUCUGAACUGGAGAGAAUCAUCAGCCAACAAGAAUGGAUCUUCUUCAACUCCAGUCUUUACCACAUCUCUACUAAGGAGAAGAGCUGGGAUGAGAGCAGACAGUUCUGCAGAGAGAGAGGAGCAGACCUGCUGAUCAUAAACAGCAGAGAAGAACAGGACUUUAUUUAUAAGUUCAGAAGAGGUCAGUGGGCUUGGAUUGGUCUGACUUACAAAGACAGAGAGAGGGUCUGGAGAUGGGUGGACAGCUCAGCACUGACGACUGGGUUCUGGAGUCGUGGGGAAGCAACUGGUUCAGGACUUUGUGUUGUAACUGGCUAUGGGCCUGAUGCUGUACUGAACUGGAAUAAUUAUUACUGUGAGAGAGAGUAUAUUUGGAUCUGUGAGAAGAGAGUAUUUACUUAACUGCUGUAUGUGAGUGAAAGACUUUUUUUUUUUUAAUUCCUUCUCUUUUAAUUAACAUCUGAGUUCUGACUAUAUCUUUUGAUUUGUACUGCAAAAAAAAAAAGAUUGUUUCUUUGAUUUAGUGUUGUGGCUGAAUUUAAGAAACAUUUGAUCUGACAAUCUAAAAUGAGUAAAAAUUAGCAUAUGAAUCUUGUUUUAAGCAUUUUCUUAGAAACUCAGAUACAAAUCUUGAAACGAGGAGGCAUGAACAAGCUGCAAACUCAUUACAACAGAAACUUUACCUUUAAAUCUUCACAAACAUCUUUUAUUUGUUCUUAAGGCUUAAAUUAAUGCUGUAAUAAUUACUUAAAAUAAAAAACUUGGCAAGCCAGAAAAUGAUGAAAAAAAGAUCUUUUUUUCCAUUUCAAGAUGAAUAUACUAGAGUAGAUUUCUAGGUGUAAGAUGUCAAUCGGUUGUGCUUUACAGAUUAGUAAUAAGUGGGUAAUAAUAUGGUAAUAUUAUUGUAACAAGUUGUACUUACCAAAAAAAUGACAUACUAAUUUUCAACUUGUUACUAAAUGAUAAUUUACUGAUGGUAAUGGUGACAAGUUGGCAAU